UUUUAAGUCAAUAACUUGGUAAAACUCAGGCUUCAGAGCUGGGAUCAUUUUGUCUUUUUGUGUUGCAAUGAAAAUUCUUUUUUCAAAAUGGGCAGAUGUAAUGCAAUGUCUUGUAUGUCAUUCAAUAAACGUCGUGAAUACUGUUUGACGUAAUUAGUAAAUAAUCAUUAAUGAGAUAUGGGUGCUGAUAAUUGCAUUAAUUUAUAACAUGUGUGUUGUUCCUUUAAGUGACUUUUCGUAUAUGAUAUUAAUAUUAAUGGGUCGAAUAUUUUGUAUAAAGAAGUGUACAUGACAUGGCUUCAAAAUGAGGUUUCACAGACGAUGUGGUGACAGAGUCACUUUACUCCAUGACAAUACAACUGCUGUAAGGAAUUUUUUAGAAUUUAAUCAUGGUCUCAUUCUAAGUGCAGAACCCAUUUUAGAUGAUGUUUUGUUUGAAGUUUGCAUCGAUAGAAAGGUUAAUGUUUGGAAUGGAAGUCUCGAAAUUGGAGUUACCACCUUGGACCCUGAGUUUAUGGAACUACCUGCUACUGCUACUAAACUUCGUAAUACUGCAUGGAUUAUGUCCGGAAGCUCAAUCGUCAAAGAUGGAAUAACUUUGGUAAAUUCAUAUGGUCCUGAACUAGACACACUUAGAGAAGGAGAUACUCUUGGUGUUAUGAGAUCUUGUAAGGGGGAGCUGUUUUUUUAUAUAAAUGGUAGAUGCCUAGGUGUGGCUGCUUGUGAUCUACCCCCAAGAUUGUUUGCUGUCAUUGAUUUGUACGGACAGUGUGUGCAAGUAUCAAUAAUUCACACAACUGGUAUGAGAACAAUAAUGGAGAGUAGUAUGGAUCAGAUUGAGGAAGAUCCAAACAAUGAUGAUACAUUAACACCUACCGAAGAAGCCAGUGCUGUACCGGAAUCAUCGACAUCCAAGGAGCAACAGGAAGUCUAUAUUUCUAUGCCCGAUUCGUCAUCCAUCUUAGCUUCUCAUGAUCGUCUACGUUUCCAUCCUAGAUGUGGAAUUUUAGUCAAACUUUCUUCUAAUAACAAGACUGCGGAGAGAGCUCGACCAUUAGACGAUUACAACAACGGCGUCGUUAUGACGCACCGGCCGCUAUACGACAACGAGCUUUUUGAGAUUCGUAUAGACAGACUGGUGGACAAGUGGAGUGGCAGUAUAGAGGUCGGCGUGACAACCCACAACCCGGCAACCAUUCGCUUCCCGUCAACUAUGACAAACAUCGACACCGGCACUAUUAUGAUGUCGGGUUGCAAGGUGUUGCUCAAUGGACAUGGGACAUGUAUGGAAUAUGGGAACUUCAAUCUUGAUGAACUUCGGGAAGGUGACACAGUGGGUAUGCUGAGGAAGUCCACAGGCAAGCUGCACUACUUCAUUAAUGGUAUAGAUCAAGGUGUAGCGACCGAUAAAGUGGAGCAGCAAGUAUGGGGCGUCGUCGACUUGUAUGGCAUGACAGUCAAGGUAUCUAUAGUGGAUCCUUGUGAGGAUAUCGAUAGUAAUAUCAACAACAUGCCCACUGUAUCGACUGUACCCGAUCUUCCUGCUCCUAGUAGAUUCACACCGAGGAUAGAUGAAGAUAGCCUUUUAUUUCAUACGCUGCGUGAUUCGUAUGUUAUUAUUAUUAACGAUGGUAAGACUGCUCAUAGGCCUAAUGCUUUCGAAUACUUCAACAACGGCGUAGUGAUGACGAACAGAUCUCUACGUACCAACGAGUUGUUCCAAGUGCGACUCGAUCUGGUGGUGCCCAAAUGGGCUGGAAGCAUUGAGAUAGGAGUCACGCAGCACACUUCUAAUGAUAUUAAAAUUCCAUUUAAAAUGAGCAAUGCCAAAUCAGGCACUUGGGUCAUGUCCGGUGAAGACGUUAUACAGGACGCGAUGAUUAUUAUACCAAAAUACGUCAGAAAUCUGAAUAGAUUAGUGGAAGGGGACACUGUAGGAGUGAUGCGAAAAGAUAUGGGCAUUCUACAUUUUUUUGUGAAUGGAGUCGAUCAAGGGCCUGCUGCUUUUAAUAUACCAGAACACGUUUUUGGGAUCAUUGAUUUGUACGGUCGUGUGGCUCAGGCUACAAUAGUGGAUUGCUAUUCACCACCGACCACCUACUCGCCCGACUCUCCUAUUUCAACGGAGUCCAAUGCAACGAUUUAUCCCGAGAUGUGUUUCCAUCGCGUGCACGGUCGCAACGCUCGUCUGAGUCGCAGCCGGCUGACAGCGUCAAGGGCGGCGGUAUACUCGGAGUUCAACGACGCGGUGCUGUUCAGUUCGCGGCCGCUGAGAGAGUGCGACAUGUUCGAACUCAGGAUUGACUCGAUGGUGGACUGUUGGAUCGGCAGUUUGGAGAUAGGCGUAACAGCAAUCCGGCCGGACGAUCUAGAAGCGAAUGGUUUAGCUGGUACGGCGACAGAUCUUAACUGGGAUACGUACAUACUGAGCGGUGCUGCUAUGAUGAAGGAUGGGGAGUGUGUUCGUAGCGGGUACCCUCUAGAUUUGGAUACAUUGACUGUAGGCAGUAGAGUUGGUAUGAUGUGGCAUGCGGACCGCAGUCUGCACUACUACUUGGACGGUAUGGACAUGGGCAAGGCUUGGUACGUGCCACAUCUCAAUAUAUACGCCGUGGUAGAUCUUUAUGGCCAAUGUACUCAGGUGACUAUUCUACAAAAUGAAGAAAGAGCGUUCAAUUAUAACGGCUGCACAAAUUCUGACAAUUCGAUCUUGAGCAACUCAAGAGCAGUGACGUCACCGCCUCCACCUUAUUGGAGCUUCUCUGAAUACUACGGCGACAAUAUCUGCAUGUUGAAUGAUUACUCCAUCGCGUGGCGUCACUUGCCUGAUCCCAUGGCGGCGAUAGUGUUCAGCUCCACACAUCUUGCUAUUAGCGAGAUGUUUGAGAUAAAAAUCGUGGAGUGCAAGUACGGUUUCGCUGGCAGCUUCCGUAUGGGUGUAACUGAUAUCAACAUAUUGAACGCACACGUCAACAGCAGUCUGCCGCCAUCUGUCGCAUGUCUACCACACUACACGGCCUAUAUCGAUGGUAGGUAUAUAAGAUAUUCGAGGCCGGGGAGCCGUCAGCAGGAUCUCAAGGUGAUGGUGCCGUCAUUCGAGUGGCUAAGACCGGGGGAUCGUAUUGGACUCAAGAAGACCACUGACAAUAGAGUUCUCAUUUACUAUAACUGUGAACUGUUAGAGGUCGCCUUCGAGAAAGUCCCCGAUAAAGUAUAUGUGGUGAUGGAAAUCUACGGAUCGGUGUACAAGAUACAAGCAGUGACGAGAGGGAAUCCCGUAGCUGUUCUACCUCAGACGAUCCCCAACGAUGUAUGCCUGAAACCGGGAGCAGAGAAGUUAGAGCAGACGUCGAACUCAGAAUCAGAGACAAGUAGUGCGGUGACCGUCGGACCGGUUGAGAGAAGACGACGAGCCGCACUUCCAUACACCUUCCACUAUGUACACGGACGUAAUAUAAAACUAUGUAGUUCAGAUACAGUCGCUAUGCGUGUAUCGGGCUAUCAGGACGCGGUCGCUAUCGUCAGUCAGCCGCUGAGACGUGGUCACAGAUUCAGGUUCCGCGUGGACAAGAUCGACUCCAGCUGGGACGGCAGUCUGGCCAUCGGUGGCGUAGCGUGUCUCCCCGACGGCGUGCCCGAGAGCGCCAUGAGACUCGACCCGCCCGUCUGGCUGCUGUCCAGCGAUUUACACUACGAUGGAAAUAAUCUUAUAACCCAUACAACGUCUGAACUAGAAGAUAUAUGCGAACAGUCAGUGUUGACGCUCCACUUCCGGUUCAAUAGCGAGCUUGUGGUGGACAUCGACGGCGUGGUCUUAGGAGUGGUCGGCUCAGUGCCUAGGACGCAUAGCCACGUCUACCCACUCAUAGAUUUAUAUGGAAAGGUUUGUCAGGUAUCUGUACUUUUACACCCGUACACCGUGGUAUCCGGGACUUCCCUUGAUUUACCUGUGAUAGCGGAAAAUCGUAGAGAAGAAGAAUCUUUGGCAGAAUUGAAUCUAGAAACUUCACAAGACGACAGCGUUCCUAUUAUUGAACGAGUGGAUUUACAACGUCGUCGAAAAACUAAAGCAUACAGCCAAGAUAACCUUGUCGAAGUAUUUGAUCCCAUUAACGUUGAGCCCGGGCCGUCUCACCCUAGACCGACUGUUCCCGACAAUGAAAUGAAAAAUAAAGAAAUUAAAAGUAUUACUCCCGUUCGUACCAUGCAUCACAGUCUUAUCCUCAAUCAUUCCAAUGACAACAAGGAUUUGUCAUUUCGAACCGUACAGAGAAGUCAUUCUAGUCACGAUUUUUGUCGCAUGUCUGAUUCAAUGGACGUUAGAGAUGCUCUCCGGCUUACAUUCAUCACGGGCUGCCAGGACGACGAUCAUGAAUUACAUGAUCAGUUCUGCGACACUAAUAUAAGACACAAUGAUCGCUACCCAGAAGCGAAUGAUGUUGAUAAUCUAGAUAAUGAAAUUAUGGAUGCAUUAACACUGGAAACGGGCAACUUGCCAGAUUUAACCGAAGAGCAAUCAUCAUCGAUAGACGAAUCCACUCGUCGCGAUGAUUUAUAUUCGGAGCCAUUGUCUAUUGAGAAUUUAAACUAUUUGAAUCGUAUAUUAUGUUUGGAUCAGGACGGUUUCGAGGGUCAGAGUCUGGAGAGCGAAUGGGAAGCUUUUGGUGAAGGUUGUGAGCAUCUACAUUUAGUGUUGAAGUACUGGAAUUACCUUGUUCUACCUUAUCCGGAAUUGCGUCAAGCAGUCUCUUGGGGUCAAGUCCGAUGUUAUUGCAGCAACUGUCAGCCUGAUGCCCAGCCCCCACUAGCUGGGUGGGUUCGUAUAGAGCGUAUAGACGGGGUUGGUGCGGCCACACGAGGCUGGUGGCACGUGACGCGAAGUACACUCGGCGCGGCCCAGGCUCACCGCAAUGACGUCAACCCGGCUAAGAGACCGCGAGCACUCGCUCCAGCACCGACCAGCGGAUCACUUGGUGACAUAUGGCUGGAUGAAGAAGGGAAACCUCAUCAUACGAUAUUGGCUAUAGAAAUUGACAUCGAAGGAAAUGAAGCUGAGAAAGAUCGACUUUUAGCUUUCUUAAUCCACAUGAAGUCACAUGCAGUUUUCGUCGAUGAUAAUCCUUCUAGUAUAGAUGAAUAAAUAAAACAAACCACAAUAUUUAAAAAGUAAAGACGAAAUGUUACAAGCAGAAGGUCCUAAGUGCCUAAACUUCAGAGUACUACUUAAGUGGGAUAAUUUGAACUAAGUUUAGGUAGGGCCUCAAUAAGUGAUUUCAAUUAAAAAAACACAAAGCUUUUAAAUAAACCUGAAAACUAAACAUAAUAUGUAUGCUUAAUAUUAUUUCAAUUUAAAGCAAGGCUCUAAACAGCUUAUUAUAUUUUAAAGUGUAAUUUUGUUUUAUAAUUAAUGUAUUUAAUAAUUUUAAGUUAACUUAUGCUCUUGCUAUUCAAAUACUCAAGGUGAAUGCUUGUUUAAGGAGAAAUUUAAACACAAUAUUUAUUGUACAGCCUAUGUAAGUGUUUUUAGUAGUAUUUAAUAUUCAUGAAUUUAAUGACAUAGAAAUUUAUUAUGGAAGUUGAGGUUGAGAAGUUUUAUGAAAUACUUAUGUAUACAUCUUUGUUUUAUAAAAAUAUGAUAUAUUGGUAAAUGUGUUACAAUUGCCAAUACCUUAAAUUGCUUACAAUAAAAUGGCUUUUUACAUAAAAUGUAUGUAUCCUAAAAUUCUAAGUUACACAUUUUGGUGUGUUUUUUAAAAUUAAAGUAUAUAAAAUUUUGUAAGAUUCUAUUAUAACAAUGUUUUCUAUUCUUUGACUUUUAUAUUCCAAAGAAUAAAUUUAAUAAUAUAGAAGUAAUUUAAUUCAAUUAUAUAUUUGUUUUUAAUUUAUUUUAUGUUAAAUGAAAAUGUAUGAUUUAAUUCAACUGCUACGUUUUUAUAAUAUGUACAAGAUAGAUUCUGCUGAGCCUUAGAGUGAUAUUCAAUAACUUUUAAACUUGUAUUAUAAUGUCACCUAACAGUAUUUAGUGCGCGUGCUAGCACUCUUUAGAUCUCAUAUUGGAAUAUAGUGAUAUUAGUUAUAUUUUGUUGAUUUAUGUUCCCAAUUUUUGUUAUAUAAAACUUUAAUACAUCACAUGUGCAACUUUAACAUUUAAAUCCAUUACAAUGUCAAAAAUAUUAAAUUUAUUAAAAUAUACUUCAUACUUAUUUUCAGACAGCUUGUCUCUGAAUCAUCAUAUUUGAACAUUUUUUAUGCAAUAUAUCAUAAAUAUAUGUAUAAUAUUAUACUUUUUAUAAUUACAGUGUUCCUACUUUUAGUGGUACAUUACAUUUAAUUGAUUACAUGAUGUUUUGUUUAAAAUAUUGUGUAACAAAACCUAUAUUAUAUGUUUUAUGUGUAAUUUGUGUAUAUCUUAUAUGUAUAUCAAUAUUUGAGAAAACAAUGUAGUAACUAAAUUACAAUAUAUAUCUGAAUAAGCAACAUUAUCAACCAGUGGAGGGUCAAUGUUUUUAAUACUAUAUUACAUAUUAUAUAGUCAAGAUAAUAAAUAAGAUAGUAAAUUUGCUGUUUCUCUUAGUACUAAUACAGUGAAUGGAGUUGUGAAUAACAAUAUAAAUAUUGGAAAACAUGAUUUGAUCAUUGGUCUGUAAUUCUAGUCAGAUUUUUAAAUAUUCGAAUGAAAUAAAUUUGCCUCAUAAUAACUAGUUGAGAUGUAGUUAAUUUUUUGAGUAAUCUUAUAAUAACCUUUAUAAAAUCUUUAUAACUCUAUGCUGAAUCCGAAUCUAGUUUUAAUACAUGCAAAUUAUUUUGUGAUCUGCCUGUUAAUAUUUUUUUUUGCCAUAUUAUGGUAUCAUAAUUUUCAUUCUAGAUUUGUCGAGCUUGUUUAAAUUUCAACGAAUAUAUCUUCCAGAUGAGAACAAUAUUAAUAUUUUCUAUGUUUGUAUUAUAGUUUUAAUGUUUUAUAUACUUCACUGCAGCUGAUGUAGAUUAAGAACCUUAAGUUCUCCUGUAUUCAAUUUGUAUUUAGCUCAGUAACACAAAAUACUGAGGAUUUUUUGAAUAAUUUUAAUUUUUUUUUUCUUUUUUAAUUUUAGCAGCUGUUUUUAGUGCUAGAUUUUUGAUUGUAUUUUACCAUUCAUAGAUGUUACAGUUAGUAAAUGUACUAAUACUUGUAUUGUAUUACAAGGUAUAAAAAUUAAUGUAAAACAUUCAACCCUGUAUUUAUUUUACGUUUAUCAAUAACAUACAAGGGCGAGAUGUUUGAAGCACAUGAUAUGUAAUAAAAAUAGUGUUGAAAAUUA
Messenger RNA from Danaus plexippus (monarch butterfly), 7298 nucleotides. RefSeq names its product neuralized-like protein 4 (gene Neurl4). Lineage: Eukaryota; Metazoa; Arthropoda; Insecta; Lepidoptera; Nymphalidae. The coding region runs from base 305 to 5140 and encodes 1611 amino acids. The record is from RefSeq and is a predicted model, not a curated record. The transcript has 31 exons.